AUGACACCUUUUCACCGUCAAGCUACCGUACUAAUCUUUCUGAAUGCCUUACUGAUUCCCGCGUUUUCCAUCUUUCUUGAAAAGAAUUCUGGUAAAAGUUGUAUAGAUACGAAGGCUUAUUUUGCGGUUUCUGAGGAGGAUGGAAAUGAUGAAAACGAUGACUUCUUCCACGUGGAGAAUCUGAAAGAGACUUCGAAACUGAAAUCUGAUGUGUCACAAGCAGUGACAUGCCCAAAAGUAGCCAAUGGAAAUUGUGAAGAAGGAUGGAAAAACUUCACUCGACCAUCUGGAGAGUGGUGUAUGAAGAUUUUCUUCGAGAACUUCAUCACCCCAGCAGCAGCUGAGAAGAAAUGCCAAGAGGUGGGAGCAACACUUUCUAGUAUUCAGGAUCAAUACGAGAACUUUUAUAUUUUGUACACCGUCUUGGACAAAAUUUUUCCCGAAUCUGGGACUGUUAUGAUUGGAAUGAAACGUACAGAAGCUUGUAGGAACAGUGGGAAAAACGCCAAGUGUAAUUGGGCAACCUCAUUUGAGUGGACAGAUAAAUCUGCGAAUGGUACAGAAGGAAUCUCAUGGGCUUCUAAGCAACCGGAUAAUUCACGGCAUAUGACUCCUGGUGGACAAGCUUGUGCACUGAUAUAUGCUACAGUGUCACGUAAUCUAGGAGCAUUUCAGUCUGGAACACUUGAUGAUGUUGGAUGCGACUUUGAUUUUGUCAAGGCUGGUUACACCCCAAGUACUCCGAAGGCAUACGUGUGCGGAAAGAAGCCAAAAGUGUAA
Molecule: messenger RNA, 780 nt
Organism: Caenorhabditis remanei
Lineage: Eukaryota; Metazoa; Nematoda; Chromadorea; Rhabditida; Rhabditidae
Exons: 4
Coding region: 1-780 (259 amino acids)
Source: RefSeq, a predicted model, not a curated record